Zophobas morio is the source of this 4758-nucleotide messenger RNA. RefSeq lists its product as uncharacterized. The transcript has 6 exons. The record is from RefSeq and is a predicted model, not a curated record. NCBI's taxonomy places the organism in Eukaryota, Metazoa, Arthropoda, Insecta, Coleoptera, Tenebrionidae. Bases 1 to 4758 code for a protein of 1585 amino acids.
AUGACGGUUGAAAGGGAAAUCAAAACACUCAAGACGAAAAGGGCUGUUGUCAAACGCAGGUUUACUCAAUUUGCACAUUUUUUUAACGAUCCGAUUAAUAAAGGUAAAAUCGCGGAAAUUGAAAAAAGAUUAGAAGGUGUACAGUCAUGUAUGCAAGAAUUCGAAAAUUGUUAUAUGCAGCUUCACGACUUGGACGAAUCUCAGGUGAAUAUUGAGGAUUUAAAUGAAUUUGAGAACGAAUUUUACAGGGUAGUCACGGAAGCUGAAACUUUUGUUAGCAGUAAAGGUAGUGCAGAGAUACCGUCAGACAAUAUUAAAUGUAUACCUAACAACGUAAAAUUGCCAGAUAUCCAAUUGCCCACAUUUACAGGCAUAUUUACAGAAUGGAUUAGCUUUCGUGAUACGUAUUUAGCGCUUAUUCAUAAUAGUACGUUAACUCCAAUCCAAAAAUUUCAUUACCUGAAAGGUACCUUAAAAGGGGAUGCAAAGCAAACCAUUGAGCACUUAACACCCACAGCAGAAAAUUAUGAAUCGGCGUGGUCCCUGCUCGAGGCGCGCUAUGAAAAUAAUCGCUUAAUCGCACAGCAUCAUGUGCGCGCGCUUUUCGCUUUACCCGCCAUAAGCAACAAAGAUUCGAAAUCACUUAGAUCACUUAUACAAGCUUUGAAUUCAAACCUUAAGGCCUUAGAGAACCUUGGUCGUCCAACAAGUCAAUGGGACGAUUUACUCAUUUACAUAAUUACUUCCAAAUUUGAUCAUAAUACUAUAAUUGCGUGGGAGACAACGCUUUCAAAUAUAAUCCCUUCGAUGCAAGACAUGAGCGAUUUUUUAAACCAACGCUGUCAGAUGUGGGAAUCACUGGAGGUUAACGCAACCAGUAGGUCUAAUUCUAAUUUUCAUAAUAAGAUUACCAAAAAUCCAUACAUCAAUAAUCGGGUGAUCUCCCACGUGGCGAACACAUCUGCUCCCUUUGGUAAGUGCCUUUAUUGCAAAGAAAUGCACAAUAUCUAUAAUUGUCCUAAUUUUUUGAAUUUAUCUAUCGAACAAAGAAUCAAUGAGAUCAAAAAACGAAAAUUAUGUCUUAACUGCCUGAAAGGUGGACACAAAUUGAUGUCAUGCAAUUCCAGUAACUGUAAAAAAUGCAACAAACGCCACAAUUCCUUGCUACAUAUAAAUGAACGCGAAACAAGUACAUCUCCCGAACCAUCAACUUCUUCUUUAAACAGUGUCAGUAGUCAUUGUGCACAGAUCUUGAAUAAAAAUAUUACAUUAUCCACUGCCAUGAUCAACGUGUGUGAUGAACAUGGUAAAUUAGUCCAGUUUCGUAUACUCUUAGAUAAUGGUUCCGUUUCCAACUUCAUAACUGAAAGAGCUGUAAAACAAUUAGGUCUAAAAAACGUACAAACGAUAAACUUGUCACUUAUAGGAAUAGGAUGCAGCUCUUCAGUAAUCAAUAAGACAGUUAGCGCUCGAAUUUCUUCAAUUAUCAAUAAUUUUAAUGCAAAACUCGAAUUUUUAAUAGUCUCAGAAAUAACGGGCAACAUACCAUCCACCUCAUUUUCGCCCAUAAACGAUAUUCCAAUAAAUAUUAAACUUGCCGAUCCUUUGUACAAUGAAUCUAAACCAGUAGAUAUUUUAAUUGGAAACGAAAUUUUUUGGGACCUAAUGUGUGUCGGUCAAAUUAGGUUGAGUAAACAGGGUCCGGUAUUACAGAAAACCCAGCUUGGUUGGAUUAUCGGGGGCGUAGUAGGAUGUUUUAAUAAUCAAAAAACUUCGUCAUGUCAUGUUACGAAUCAUUCAUUAGAACAGGAGGUAAAACGGUUUUGGGAAAUUGAGCAGUACUCGGAGGACCAACCUCCUGAAAUUAAUAACAUCUGCGAAAAAUAUUUCUUAGAAGGUUCUAAGAGAUUAGAGAAUGGCCGGUUUUCGGUAAAAUUACCAUUUGUAACGAAUCCACCGGAUAUCGGUGAGUCUAGGAACAAAGCAUUAAGGCUGUUUUAUAAUCUCGAGAGACGCCUUCACAAGGACCCUCACUUAUUCAAGCAAUACUCAGAAUUUAUGGCUACUUACUUAAUCCUAGGACACAUGACGGAGGUUGCUAAUCCCAACAAUUCUGGUUAUUUCUUGAGUCACCACCCAGUUAUUAACGAAUCCUCAAUAACGACCAAAUUACGCGUUGUAUUCAAUGCCUCAAUGCAAACCACUAACAAUAAAUCCAUUAACGACAGCCUCCUAGUCGGGCCCAAUUUGCAGCAAGAUCUGUUCGGCAUUUUAAUUCGGUUUAGAUUUUAUAAAAUAGUGAUAACCGGCGAUAUUCAAAAAAUGUACAGACAAAUACUCUUGCAUGAAGAUCAUAGAAAAUAUCAACAAAUAUUCUGGCGCGAUAACAUAAAUGAGCCGGUGAAGGUAUUUCAGUUAAACACCAUAACUUACGGUUUUGCUAGUUCAUCUUAUUUAGCUACCAGGUGUUUAUUAGAACUCGCCAGGUACGCAGAGCUCGAAUUCCCUGACGCGGCCAGGACAAUCUCUACAAGUUUCUAUGUCGAUGACCUUAUUUGCGGUGGAGACACACCUGAACAAGCGGCGCAAUUAUUGCAAGAAAUAAAGAGCAUUUUAAAAGGGGGAGGGUUUGAGCUGCAUAAGCUUAAUAGCAAUUACCCUCAAGUAAUUUAUGGCAAUGAGCAGGUAGGCGAAACUUAUACAGUAUCCUUGGAUAAGCAGGGUCCGACAAAGACUUUAGGGGUACUUUGGGAUAAUAAUGCGGAUGCUAUUAGAUUUUCAACUUGGGAAAAACCUGCAUCGAAGGUAAAGGUAACAAAGAGAAUUAUCUUAAGUACAGUCGCAAAGAUAUUUGACCCACUUGGACUUGUUGCACCCGUUACGGUUACGGCAAAAAUAAUUCUGCAAAAAUUAUGGGCCUUAAAAAUCAAUUGGGACGAAAGUGUACCUUGCGAUUUGUACACAAUAUGGAAGAAUUUUAUGAAGUCACUUCCGGAACUGAAUAGUAUAACGAUACCGCGUAGAGUAAUUCAUGAUUCAACACAAGUUCAGUUGCAUGGUUUCUGUGAUGCAAGUCAAUAUGCAUAUGGCGCGUGCAUCUAUUUACGGACCAUGGACCCGUCAGACUGGCAUUACGUCCCCUCUAGUAAAAAUCCUGCGGACAUUUUAUCAAGAGGGGCUACUCCAUUACAAUUAAAAAUGUCCCAAAUGUGGUGGACCGGUCCCAACUUCCUGGAAGGUCACCACCAAAAUAUUCAAUUUGUCAAAGAUGAGCGCACGCAAUUACAUAUUCCAGAAGUAAAGUCUGUUUGUUGUUCAUCAGUAACAAAACCUAGCGUACAAUUUGAUUUACUAACCAGAUUUUCUACCUUUUCAAAAUUAAUCAGAGUCACUGCUUUCAUUUUACGAUUUAUAAACAAGGCAUUGAAUAAAACUCCAAAAUUUAAUGGUCACUUAUCUUGCGAGGAAUUGCAGCGCGCCCAUGAUUGUGUGAUUAAGCUAUUGCAAGCCGAAGCCUUUUCUGAAGAAAUUCAUAAUUUAAAAAAUCAUAGGCAACUCCUACACAACAACAAAAUUUGUAAUUUAAAUCCCUUUUUGGAUCAUAAAGGCCUACUAAGAGUAGGGGGUAGAUUAAAAAACUCUAAUUUAGACGUCGAGCAGAAACAUCAAUUAUUGCUUCCCAAAGGUCAUCAUGUGACAAGGUUAAUCAUUAAAAACUAUCAUGAAGACAAUUUGCAUUCUGGUUGCCUGGCAACUUUAUCAGCCAUUCGCCAAAAAUAUUGGCCCAUUGCAGCCCGCAGUUUAAUUCGUCGUCUCAUGGGCGAUCUACCCAAAGAACGUAUCACGCAAGCUCGUCCAUUUCUUAUCACAGGUAUAGAUUAUGGGGGUCCUUUCGUCAUAAAAAAUGGGGUAUUAGGGGAAACUUUACUAAACUUUGAGGAGAUGAAUACAUUAUUGGCAAUGAUAGAAGCAUGCUUGAAUUCCCGUCCAAUUAUACCCAUCUCAGAAGACCCUAAUGACCUAUCUUCCUUAACCCCUGGCCACUUUCUCAUCGGCACUCCGUUGACGGCUCCGGCGGAGCCCAUUGUUGGCGAAGUACCCACCAACCGCAUGAAUAGAUAUCAGCUCGUGGAGAGCUUGAGGCAGCACUUUUGGCAACGAUGGUCGAAGGAGUACCUGCACAACAUGCAACAGAGGACCAAAUGGAGCCGUACACCAACACAGCGUCCAGCACUAGGAGACCUCGUCAUCCUGAAGGAAGACAACACUCAACCCUUACAAUGGCCUCUGGGGCGAAUCUGCGACAUACAUCCUGGGCAAGACGGUCACUGCAGGGUGGUAACAGUGAAAACUGUGCGCGGAGUGUACAAAAGGCCUCUCUCGAAAGUGUGUGUAGUGCCGCGCGAAAAUGAAGAAACUCGAGCGCUUAAUCUCAGUAAUAAACCACCUACUGAAUGGAAAGAAACGAAAACCACUAAGAGGGAGAUGCGCAGAAGGGUGUGUUUGAGCAGGGUGAGUCGCGGCCAGUUCGACUUGGCCUUUCUUUCGAGUAAGACAUCCGAGAGGUAUGUUUUCCACGUGAUUCCGUGUGUGCUGGUGGAAGAAGCGGCGUUGCUUCUCGAUGGUUACGGAGUAUGUGAGACGCGGGAACCACACAUAUGUGAGCUUCGCGUGUGUGAUUCAUAUGUGAACGGACGCCACAAAAUGGCGGCACUUCCGGAUGACGCCAUGGCCGUUAAUUUUCGUACCACGGACUAA